Molecule: messenger RNA, 1038 nt
Organism: Nylanderia fulva
Lineage: Eukaryota; Metazoa; Arthropoda; Insecta; Hymenoptera; Formicidae
Source: RefSeq, a predicted model, not a curated record
AUGAUUGUGACGCGAGACGAUGGAGUGAUCGGUUCGCGCGUAGAGACGGAGGCGCGAACGUACGAGCAGCCGCGUGUGCAGGUGCAGCAGGCAGCCCCGAUCACAAUGCAGGCGGCCUCGAGUGCGAUGCAGGCGGCCAAGUUGGAGCAGCCGCCGGGAUACUUUUUCACCGCUCCCGAGAUAAACCGUGUUGGCAUGCGAAUGCCAGAGUUUACGCCUUCGGAUCCGGAGCUCUGGUUUAAUAUCGUUGACCGGAGUUUCCAGGCCGCCGGAAUCACGGUCGAUGCUACAAAAUUCGGCUACGCCCUAACAUCCAUCGGGCCGAAUUACACUGCCGAGGUGCGAGAUAUCAUCAUGAACCCGCCUGCGGAGCACGCGUACGAAACAUUGAAGACGGAGCUGGUCAAGCGUCUGAGCCUGUCACAGGAGCACAAGACCCGGAGGCUCCUGGAACAUGAAGAGAUUGGAGAUCGCAAGCCGUCUCAAUUUUUGAGACACCUCCGCGGCCUCGCUGGAAACGUGGUUGGCGACCCCGUUUUGCGGACGAUCUGGCUUAGCCGAUUGCCGGCUUACAUUCAGCCGCAUCUGGUGACGCGCACGGCGGACACGAUCGAGCAGUUGGCCGAUAUCGCGGAUGCGAUCGUUGAGGCGACCCGGGCACCGGCGUUUCAGGUGGCCGAGGCGUCAAAAUUCGUGCCACCGCAGACGCAAGGCGCGAGCGAUCCCGGGGCCUUGGAAGCCAGGAUGGAGGUGCGACUGGCGCAAAUGCGGCUUGCAAUGCAGCAAGAGAUGGCAGAACAGCUGACGGCCAUACGUAAGUCGAUUGAAUCCAUUGGCGAUAACCGAUAUCGCGACGAUGAUCGACGUCGUUCGCGACCUCGUUCGCGUUCACGUUCACGCCCGCGAGCGCGAUCCGGCAGCCGUGGUCCACCGGCCAGCGGCGUAUGCUGGUAUCAUUGGCAGUUUGGAGCGGAGGCACGGCAGUGCAGACCACCCUGCUCGAUGCAGAUACCGGGAAGCGCAGGAACGGGACGUUAG